AUGAACGGCUACGACCACAUGGUCAUGUCUUACCUUCCGCCUAACAAUAAUACCACUACCGACGAUUACCUGACCACGCUACCCGCAAUGGGCCUCGCAGAGCAGAGCUUUCAAACGCCCACCUAUUCCACCGAUGAUUUCCGAGGCAUCCAUUCCAUAUCCCAAAUGCCUCCUCUUCUCAGCUCUAGCGAAGCCGACCGCGCCUUCAAUCCCACCUACCCAGACUUCCGCUAUGACUCGACUGCACAACAAGAGACACAUGAGCAAUCCGCACCAGAGAGCGCAUCAAUCGAUCGGGAUGAUGAGCUGCUGAGCUUCCAACCAAUCACCUACCAUUUCUCACUGCUCGAUCACUCCCUCCGAAGGAUAUCCCUAUCCCUCAAUGCACGUUUACACGGCAUGUUUUUCAUGGCGGAUCCCCCAAACGCCCCGGGUCUCUUUCCUCAGAUGACUCCUCCAGAACUCACGUGCUACCGCCGCAACCUAUUCCAAGUCACGGGAUCUAUCACUCUUCCUCGCGGUUUGCGCUACAUCUUGACGGAACGCAACGAGCGCAUACCAAUAGUGGCACAGGAACUCACCAUUUCGGCAACAGAGUCAGUCGAGGGCGGUACCGUGAAGCUGAUCUCGGUCCCGUGGAAAACACCAAUCAACAGUCCACCCGUCCCACCCGAGGAAAAGACAGAGAAGGAGCCCACAGUCAUACCACUCGACCUCAUGUCAACUCACGAUCCGGACGUGGAGUUCGCAACAUACCCCUUUGCGUGGAAGCGACUUCAAUUCCGGAUAGCCACAGCCAACAAUGGGCGUCGGAAGGAACUCCAGCAACACUUCGUGGCUCGCUUGAAGCUCGUGGCCACCUUAUCGUCAGGUGAAAGAGUCGUUAUCGCCGAAGCAAGAUCCGCAGCCAUAAUUGUCCGUGGUCGCAGUCCGAGAAAUUUUCAGCAACGGAAGGACCUCCCUGUCGGCGAGAGAGCCACGGGCCGCAAGGCCACGAGCCUUCCCACCAACGUCGCUCGAAGGACUGGCUCAGACCCCCCAAAGCCUACUUCCACUCUGAAAAGAGAACGGAGCUUGGAUAACCCUUUCGCGUUCUUCGAUUUCAAUAACAUCCCCACCGCCGAAUUGAAUUCAUAUGGCGGUUGGACGAGACCAAGCGGCGGCUCCAAUAGCGCACCAGCAUUCCCUACACCUACCUUCAAAACGCCCACUCUUCCGAGCUCGAAAUCGCCAUCUUCAGCUUCCCCACCACUGAAGACUCACCGAAUCUCCCACCCUCACCCCCGAUGA
This is a messenger RNA of Letharia columbiana, 1290 nucleotides long. RefSeq lists its product as uncharacterized. The record is from RefSeq and is a predicted model, not a curated record. The transcript is spliced from 2 exons. The coding region runs from base 1 to 1290 and encodes 429 amino acids. Gene Ontology annotation, molecular function: DNA binding; DNA-binding transcription factor activity. Gene Ontology annotation, cellular component: nuclear chromosome. Gene Ontology annotation, biological process: meiotic cell cycle; positive regulation of transcription by RNA polymerase II. Lineage: Eukaryota; Fungi; Ascomycota; Lecanoromycetes; Lecanorales; Parmeliaceae.